Molecule: messenger RNA, 1327 nt
Organism: Nomia melanderi (Alkali bee)
Lineage: Eukaryota; Metazoa; Arthropoda; Insecta; Hymenoptera; Halictidae
Gene: Ostgamma
Product: oligosaccharide transferase gamma subunit
Cellular component (GO): oligosaccharyltransferase complex
Source: RefSeq, a predicted model, not a curated record
AGAGUACCGGCAGGUAUAUACGUCAAAUGCCACGUUGUAUUGAAUACGCCAAUGAGUUAUCUAUGGUUCUACAGCUGUAACGUGUUCUGGACUUAAAAGUGUAAAAAGUUACUGGGAUAGUUGUUUAAAAUGGACUGUAGACAGUACAUUAUAUUUUUAGGGCUAGUUUUGAGUUUAAAUUAUGUUUGUUGUCAAUAUAGGACCAAAAAUACCCAAGGCUCCUCCUUAUCAGAUCGUGUACAACAAUUAACAGAGCUGGCUCUCACAAGACCUGUAAUCAAAUUUAAUGGAGCAAAGUUUAAGGAAUAUGUACGCACUACACCGAGAAAUUAUUCUGUUAUAGUUAUGUUCACUGCUAGAGCACCUCAAAGGCAAUGUCAAAUUUGCAGAUACGCGGAUGAUGAAUUUGUGAUAGUUGCAAAUUCAUUUAGAUAUCUGCAGUCUCAUUCGAAGAAGUUAUUCUUUGCUUCUGUAGACUUUGAUGAAGGAUCAGACGUAUUUCAAAUGAUGAGACUGAAUACUGCGCCGGUCUAUAUGCACUUUCCUCCGAAAGGAAAGCCAAAGCCUGCAGAUACCAUGGAUAUUCAAAGAAUAGGAUUUAGUGCAGAAGCAAUUGCAAAAUGGAUAUCUGAGCGCACUGAUAUUCAGAUUAGAGUAUUUAGACCACCAAACUAUUCUGGAACAGUAGCAAUAAUUAUGUUACUGGUACUUAUUGGAGGAUUCUUGUAUGUAAGACGCAAUAAUUUAGACUUCAUCUACAAUAAAACAAUUUGGGGACUUGGUGCACUGUUUUUCACACUUACAAUGAUUUCUGGACAAAUGUGGAAUCACAUUAGAGCACCUCCAUUUAUACAUAAAUCAUCCAGUGGGAAUGUGGCGUACAUUCAUACUUCUUCUCAAGCUCAGUUUAUACUGGAAACAUAUAUAGUUAUGGUUUUAAAUGGAGCUGUGGUAUUAGGCAUGAUUUUAAUGACUGAAGCUGCAUCUCGUAAAGGUGAUGUAAAAAAGCGACGUAUAUUUGCUGCGAUAGGCGCGGCAUUAGUCGCCAUCUUUUUCAGUCUAUUGUUAUCCACAUUUAGGAACAAAGCACAAGGAUAUCCUUACAGUUUACUGUUCAAAUAAAAGGAGUAAGUGUAGGAAGUCAUCAUUUGUAUAUAUUGCAAAAGAAACUUUCAACUUGCCCACCAAUAUUAAGUACUAAGAUGCAUAAUAAAAGGAUUUGAACAUAAUAUUUAAGUUCUCGUAUUUGUUAAUUGUUACAUCAUAAUCACAAUUUACAUUUAUUUAUAUGUACUGUAAAAUAAAUGAAUAUUUAAGGUCAUUAUUC